Messenger RNA from Lachancea mirantina, 1659 nucleotides. NCBI's taxonomy places the organism in Eukaryota, Fungi, Ascomycota, Saccharomycetes, Saccharomycetales, Saccharomycetaceae. The record is from the annotation of a GenBank genome assembly.
AUGAGUUCUCAAGAAUCGCAGUCGGCCGAAGAGGCUUCUGCAAUUAUACUCGGAGAAAAAAACCUCGCGUUGAACAACGAUGGUGGUAAAGGCGAUGAAGCUCGGCACCACAUCGUGUCCGUGGCAAGCCCAGCGGAAAUACAGGAGGCAGGCGACGGAUAUAAAGUGAUCAAGUCGAGAGAUGCAGAUGUGACGCUCAAGUUUCUGCAGGAGAACGACCAUCUCGUCGAACCCAUAACCCCGGAACAGGAACGCAAGCUUUCUCGUAAAGUCAUGUGGAUUAUUGUAUCUCUUACGGCGUUUAUUGAUAUGGUGUUGUAUGCAGACAAGGCAGUGAUGUCCUACGCGGCGAUUUUUACGUUCUUCAAGGACACGGGCCUCACACAAAACAAGUACAACAACGCCAACACCCUUUUCUACUUCGGCUACAUUCUCGGCCAAGGAAAUUUAUACUGGAUCCAGAAAUUCCCUCUAGCGCGUGUGCUAGUUGUGAUGACAACCUUGUGGUGUGCCGUCAUUUUCCUACAUUGCGCUGCUUUCAAUUACAAAGGUGUGUACACGCUGAGAUUUUUCUUAGGUUUUAUUGAAUCCAUUGGUGUCCCCACGCUCAAUGUGACCAUGGGACAGUUUUUAACGCCCAGAGAAAAAUCAGCCACCGCACCUGUUUUCUACUCCACUUGUAUGGGGGUGACAAUUCCUGUGGGCUUUAUCGCGUAUGGUGUCUUGAAUAUCCAGAAUCCUCCUAUCGCUGCUUGGAAGAUUUUCACGAUCAUUAUCGGCGGAAUUUCUUUCCUGACAACCGUUUUGAUCCUGAUAAUCUAUCCCAACAACCCAACUGAUGCCAAAUUUUUGUCGCGGGACGAAAAAGUCUGGGUUAUCAGAAGAGUUCAAGAGAGCACCGGCUCCUCUAUCGAAUCUAAAGUUUUCAAGCCAUACCAAGUUAAAGAGGCUCUGAGGGACCCUAUUUCUUGGCUGUUUGGUGCGUUUUUCCUACUGCAGCAGUUGGCUAAUAACUUGACGUACCAACAGAAUCUGUUAUAUGAAGGUCUCGGUAACAUUUCCAAUUUGGACUCGACGUUGGUUUCGGUAGCGUCCGGUGGCUUCCAGGUCGUUUUGGCUAUAAUUGCAACGACCGUUUUGCUGUACAAAAAGAACCUUGUCGCUUUCUCCGUCGUAUUUUGGAGUCUUCCGUCAUUUGUCGGAUCCAUUGGCGCGGUGUCACUUCCUUGGGGUAACAAGUUGGGUCUUUUGGCAAUGGUUUGCCUAGCUUCUCCCUUUGGUAUCCCUUGGAUUCUAAUGUUCAGCUGGACGUCACAGACUUGUUCUGGAUACACCAAAAAGCUAACCCGGAAUGCUAUUAUCAUGUUUUGGUAUGGUGUUGCCAAUAUUAUUUCUCCUCAACUAUGGCAGGAGAGAGACGCCCCUCGCUACAACCCUGCAUGGAUUGUUCAGACGGUACUCUCUUUCUUCACUGCACCCGCCCUUGCGAUUGUCAUUUGGUAUAUUUUGAGAAGGCGGAAUAAGGAACGUGCUGCCAACCUGGAGUAUGAGGACGACAAAGUUGGAUUUGUUGAAGAAGGCAGUGGUAAACUGAAAGUGAAUGUCGCGUUGCUGGAUCUUACUGAUCACGAAAACAAGGCUUUCAUUUAUCCCCUUUAA